Messenger RNA from Gongylonema pulchrum, 204 nucleotides. NCBI's taxonomy places the organism in Eukaryota, Metazoa, Nematoda, Chromadorea, Rhabditida, Gongylonematidae. The record is from the annotation of a GenBank genome assembly.
AUGUUUGGUGUGGUAUUUAUAAUUGUAAUGAUUGCGCUGCUGUUCAUCCAGAUCUGGUUUCUGGAUAUCAUUUAUCGUUUCAACGAAUUCCUCAAAGAUCGCGAAAACACAUUCUCGUUAAAUUUGGACUCUGUGCUACAAGACUACGAUGGUAUUUUCAGUGAUUUCAGUCUAACACCUGGCUACACAAAACAAAACGAAUAA